Echinostoma caproni is the source of this 1593-nucleotide messenger RNA. Lineage: Eukaryota; Metazoa; Platyhelminthes; Trematoda; Plagiorchiida; Echinostomatidae. The record is from the annotation of a GenBank genome assembly.
AUGCUUAGGGAAUGCGAGAAAGGAUCCACUAGAGAAGCGUGUCAAGUGUUUCGACCCAGUGGAAAUCGGACGCAGGACAGUGGUAAUCAAUCCGACCAGAGCGUAGCGACAAAAGGUGUCCUGGAUAAACUUGCCCGAUCCGAAGAAAUGAUCAACACACUGAGAAACGAAAACCACAUGUUGAAAAAUGACCUGCGGGAAGCUAAACGAGUUCUGGAAUUGGAAACGGGUGAAAAAAUUGAUAAUAUUAAUUUAUGGUUAAAAUCGCUAAUUAUGGAACGAGGUGGUGGAUCAGACAGACGAGGGAACUCAGUUGGUGGAGGUUGGCGUGGUCGGCAGCAACAGAUAAGUUUGCUAAAGUCGAAAGUGAAAAGUUUGGAAUCUAGACUAAACUCUCUGUCUCCUUCGCGAUUUCCGGUGUUUUUCGGACCGAGUGAAAACACUGACAUUGCUGGUGUAAAUCAAACAUCGGGUGCAACCACUCUAGGCAUUGGGACAGCUUCUGGUAGUCAAGAUCUAUUUGUUGUCCCCAGUGGAUUCACAGAGCCACCUUUUACACAACGUCACAGUGCCAAAGAGAAGAAUAAAAUGGUAAUGAUGCUUGAACAAGAAAAUGAGAAAUUGAGAAAAGAUGUAGAGCUAUUCAAAACGAAGUAUGCUAAAACAAAAGCACGUGAAAAUAACUUGUCAACUGAAGUUCGAGAAUUUAAGAAAAAGAUGGAAACUCUUCUGGACAAAGGGCAACAUGAUGAUGAGCUCAUCACUGCAUUGGCGGAUAACAAUAAACAACUAAAAGAAAGUGUCAAACGUGAACAGGAAAUGAGAUCGAAAUUGGAACAAGAUGUACGAAAGGAAACUGAAAGUCUGACAAGCAGUUUGACACAAAAGAAGAACGAAGCAGAAAAACUAGAGAAAAUCCUCUUUCAAAAGGACGAUGAAAUUCGCGAAUUACAGAAGUUGCUCAAAAAUGUUCAAAGCUCAUCAACACUGCCACAAGAAUCGACCUUUUCGUCUGAACCGGUGAAUGAAACUAAAGCAGUAUCAAUCGGGAAAGCAGGAAACACGGAUGGUGCAAAUACGACCAAGGAAAUCACCUUAUUACAAGUGGAGCGUGAUGGAUUAAGGAAAUUGGUGGAAUCCAUGAAUGAACGUGUAGAUUUGUUGUUAGAAGAAAAUUGCAAGUUGAAAAAUGAGUUGUCUAUCCUGGAAAAUGCGAAGUCUUCAAAAGGCACUGCAUACUGGCGUCUGGCGCGGCACACUAGAUCGGACGGACUGAAAGAAACCGAACCGAAUGAAAAAUCCCACGUUGGUCAGACAAAAAUGAGCGGCAAUCACAGUGUAAAUAUGGACCAUCUACUGAAUCGUCAGUUCUUGAUUGAUGUUUUGUCUAAAUCUGCGCUCAGUGCCACCUCAGCAAACAUAGUAUCAAAACAGAUCAACGUACUCCAAUGUGCCUUGUCCGAUACGCUGAAGGAGAAUGAAACACUGAAAGAAUUGCUUGAUAAACUCCGUUCUUUGCGCCGGGAAGAUUUCAAUUUGCUCUCCGAAAUCGUUCGACAAUUACGGGCGGUCUCGGAAGAUGAAAAAGUUUGA